AGCAACGAACGCUUUAUGGCAUGAGGCAAUCUUCCACAUGGCCUCCUCCAGCAAGACUGUAGCCGGAGUGUGUGUUUGAGAUUUCGUAGCUGAGCUUGGGUGAAUAGCAGAAAAGGAGACACACGUUGAAUGCGCAGCCCGCACUUUAAUAAAAAACUAAAAUGGGUAAAAGUAAAACCACUAAAUUUAAAAGGCCGCAGUUCAACGCGGUUGGGCUGCCGGUGAACGCUGUGAAGGAAGUGGACGUUGAAGAAGAGGAGUGCGGUGAUGAUAGUUGUCCAGCUGCAGAGUUGUUGGAGAAAUUGCAGAGUCCGAGUGCAGACAUGCGAGAGUUUGCAUGUGCCAGUAUUUCAAGGGUGGUGCAGCAGAGCCAGACCAUUCCUGGUUUCCUUCAGAGGGAUGCGGUGAGGCGCCUCGGGCCCAUGCUGCUGGACAGCAGCCUGGCUGUCAGGGAGACUGCCACGGGAGCACUCAGGAAUCUGAGUGCAUGUGGAGGUCAGGAGGUGUGUGAGGACAUGGUGAAGCACGACGUCAUGACUCCUCUGACAGCACUGCUUAGAGAGUGCUGUGCUGGUUUUGAGAGCGCUGCCGUGCAGAUGAAAGACCAGAAGAAUGCAGUGGAGGAUGUUGCCAACGAGGCUGUGAACUUAGUCUGGAAUCUAUGUGAGAGCAGCAACCAGGCACUGUCUGUGUUCAACAAGGCUGGUCUCCUGGAUCUGGUCAUCCAGUGUCUGGAGAGACACCCACACAACGUGGAACUGGCCAUAUCUGCUGCCCACUGUUUGCACACUGUGACUGAGGAUAACCCGGAGCUGCUAUGUAGCAUGAACACUGCUGUGCUGGGCGCCCUGGAGAAAGUGCUGCUGUCAUCCCAGCCAGGCAUGGCACCCACUCUCCUCAGGACAUUAGCUGCAGGGACGCUGUGGAACAUGAAGGGCAGCCUGCCCGCGGCCCGUCAGGCCCAGACUCUCAACGCCGUGGUAGCCACCUUGUCACAGUGCCUGGACCUGGACACGGGGACAGUCAUACCUGAACUCAGACAAGCAGAAGAGAUUCGUCUCAGAAACGCACCAGCUGUGACAGACGCAGACGACCAGGCCGCAGCGGAGCUCGCUGUGGAGGAGAUGGAUGAAGAGGAGGAAGCACCUAAACACAAGAGAAAUGGAAAAGCUGCAAAGGUUGAUAACGACUUCUCCGACCUCCUGCCUAGGGGCAAGGAGGAGCUGAGGGAGGCAACGGCCUUGCUGACAGCCCAGCAAACGUCCUUAGAGAUCAUCGUCAACAUGUGCUGCUCUGACGACCCGUCUGACGAUGAGUGGGAGGAAGAGUCGAGCAGCGAUGAGAGCGACAUGGGUCCCGAUGGUCUUUGUGAUGGAGUGUCCAAUCUUAUGUCUCCGCUGUGUUUGUCAGCUGAGGUUCACGGGGCUUUGAUCAACCACAGCAUCCCUGAAAAGGUGCUCAAAAAGACAGAGUUCCCCAGAACAGAAGCCAUGGACGUGUGCCAUCAGAAUCCCUCCUGGAAAAGCCUGAUUAAAAAGAUGCAGCGCGUACAGUCCCGCGCUCUGACGUGCCUCCAUAGCAUCCUCUCCACCAUGGACGCAGAGUCUCUGGGAGGACCGGCAGCUCUGCAGGGAGCAGCACAGCACCUGUCCACCCUGGUUUUUGGCGCAGCAGAGAUACCCAAAGAUGAGGAGUUCCUUGAGGCCGUCAUCAGCGCCAUGCGAUCUCUUUUACAGAUGAUUGCCUUCAAAAAUAUCCCUCAGUGUAUGACCCCCCAGCAGCUGAUGAGCCUGAGCGAAGCGGCCACCCGCUGCGAUGUUGUCAGCGUGAGGGUCAACGCCGUCGCCAUUCUGGGCAUCACUGGCAGCACAUUAGCCAAAGAGAAAGGCACUGCAGAAACCCUUCAGAUGAUUGGAAACGCCUUACUUCAAGUUGCCACGAGGGACACCGACCUGGUCGUAAACGGAGAAGCACUUGACGCCUUGUUUGAUGUUUUUGCGGACGGAGAUGAGGCGGAGACAGCUGCUAAAAACAUUCAGCUGCUACCUGCACUGAAGGCACUUCAACCUGUCUUUAAGGCCAAGAUUCGUAAAGAGGGAAGAGGCAAAUACAGCCCUCAGCAGCUGUGCGUGCUAGACAACAUCAAAGUAAAUCUGAGAAGAUUCAUUGGUUAUCUGGAGAAGGUGGUGAAAAAAUGAGGACUUCACACUGCGAUCAGUCGAACCGGCGUGGUUUGGGUGGAUACUGGAUGCUAGCAGGAGCAUAGCAUCAAACAGAAUAUGGUUGUGAAACCAUCAAGUAUUUAUUAAGUUGGUAGUAAACCAUUUGUUAAUGCUUGAUUUCAAUGUUUAUAUUCUCUAAGUAACGAUUUACUAUUUUACUUAGUGAUGUGAAAGUUUAUUUGUUGUGAUGAAAGAACGGUGGAAUCUAAUAAUUAUUACUUACUGCAUGAUGCAGUAAUGACCCCUCCCCUCUACAUUUAACUCAAAAGGUUUCUCUGACUUGAAUGUGAAUGCUUUCAUUUCCCCCCAGUUAACAUUUGAACAGAACAGGUGUGGUGAGCUGGUGGGAGGUUUUGACAUGGGUACCCUUAUUUUUGCCCCAUAUUUCAGUCUACUGUUCUGCUGGUCCUGAACAUAGGAGGCAGAGCUAUUCAGAAUUGUUCCUUUAUACGACUAAGUUGAGCUUCAGCUGCUCUAUGGAAAGGAAAUUUUGCACCAUGGAAUCAUUAUUUUGUUAAGUAAUUGGCUUGCCUAAGAGAAGCAAAAUUACUGUGUCAUUUCAGUAACUUACUAAGCUGAGAGGGUUUGGUACAGUCACCACCAAGGUUAUGAUUAGACUUCAGUCUAUUAAGACAGACAUUUUAGCCUUUAGAAAUGAGCACAUAUUCUCUACCUCUGCCUCUCUGUGUGCCCUGCACCUCCCUUGUGUUGGCAUUAAUUGCACACUCUACGAGGCUCUACUCUGAUGCAUGGAGUGGUCGCCUUUUUUUGUCUGCAAGUCACCACAGCAGCCAGCUUUCUACUGAGAGUAGUCAUCUCUGUAGCAAAAUAACACUUAGAUCAAUAAGUGAUAAUGAUCAGUUAGUGUCCAGAUUUGCUGCCACAAGUGACAGAGACAAAGCACGUUUGAAAUAAUGUAAAUCCAGGAUAGUGUCAUCUAUUUUGCACCCAGUUUAUGGAUUAUCAUAUCAACUCCAAGUUUUUUGGUUUGGGUUUCUUACAUCUUUUCAGUGGAAUAUCAAUAAUAUUGCACAUAAUUGAUUAAAAAACAUCUCAAAGAUGCAUGUGAGGGAGAAUAUGUCAUCAACCAAUGAGUGAAUACCUUUUUUGAAAUAAAUCCUUAUUUCCUGAA
Molecule: messenger RNA, 3354 nt
Organism: Lates calcarifer (barramundi perch)
Lineage: Eukaryota; Metazoa; Chordata; Actinopteri; Centropomidae
Gene: heatr3
Product: HEAT repeat containing 3
Exons: 15
Coding region: 162-2198 (678 amino acids)
Biological process (GO): protein import into nucleus; ribosomal large subunit biogenesis
Source: RefSeq, a predicted model, not a curated record